Messenger RNA from Galendromus occidentalis (western predatory mite), 1228 nucleotides. Its product is annotated as TBC1 domain family member 20. Gene Ontology annotation, molecular function: GTPase activator activity. The coding region runs from base 70 to 1107 and encodes 345 amino acids. The transcript has 7 exons. Lineage: Eukaryota; Metazoa; Arthropoda; Arachnida; Mesostigmata; Phytoseiidae. Gene Ontology annotation, cellular component: endoplasmic reticulum membrane. The record is from RefSeq and is a predicted model, not a curated record. Gene Ontology annotation, biological process: positive regulation of GTPase activity; endoplasmic reticulum to Golgi vesicle-mediated transport.
AGUCCGAUUAGCGGCAGUAGUACACUUCGGAGCGCGCUGUGCCGGAGAGCGCGAGCUGCUACUUUAAUAAUGAUUUUGAGAAGAAGUCAACAGAGUGUUCGAUCCGUCGGGCAAAACGUGAAGCCAGCUGACUGUCUAGUCACUGAAACAGUUCAAAGCAAACGGAUUCGGAUCGAAAACGCCAUCCGAUUGGGUAACUCCGAAGUGUUGAAAGAUCUCGCGAUAAGUCCAAUGGGACUCUUAGAAGACUCGCUCCGGAGACGGGCCUGGCCUAUCAUGCUCAAGUUGGACGGAGCCGAACGAACUCAAGGAGUCGCCUCCGAUACGUUGCGAUCGCAUCAAUACUACCAGCAGGUACUGGCGGAUGUGCAAAGAUCGAUUCGAAGAUUUCCACCAUCAAUACCGAGAGUGAAACGGCUGCGUUUGCAAGACAAGCUCAACUCCCUGAUAAUGCGAAUUUUGGUCGCGAACCCUGAUCUUCAUUAUUACCAAGGUUAUCAUGAUAUAUGCGUCACAGUCCUUCUAGUCCUCGACGGUGAUGAGGACCUCGCAUUCAGAAUCGUAGAGGAUUUGUCGAGAACGAAACUCCGUCCUUUCAUGGAAGUCACGGUCCAGGGAACUGUCAGACAGCUCGAUGGGGUCUAUCCUCUCCUAGGGCAUCUCAACGAGCCGCUGAAGAAGUUUCUGGAGAAGUCACAAUGUGGUGUGAUGUUCCUGUUACCAUGGUGUAUAACUUGGUUCGGUCAUGAUCUCACGCAUUACGCUACCCUCGUGAGAUUGUUUGAUCUAUUUUUGGCGAGUGAAGAACUCAUGCCGAUUUACCUGGCUGCUUCGAUAAUCCUCAAACACCACGCCUACCUAUUGAAACAGGAAUGCUCCUUAUCGAGCGUGCACGCUUACCUCGGCAGAGUGCUCCACCUAAUAGAUUGCGCACAAGGAGAGAUGGAGGAGCGUAUACAGUUUGCUCUAGAGUCAUAUCGGCGUUUCCCGCUCAAAAGGUCCGCUGCAGAGCCUCCCAUCAUUAUGCCAAAAACGAAGAGAUCUGACUGGACCGAUAUCUCUGACGAAUGCAGAACCUCGGUCGACACCGAUUUUGUUAUACUCUAACUCUCGAGGGUUAGCCACAAUCGAUGCGCUUUCAAUCGAAGCAGUUAGCUUGGGUCCCUCUCCGUCUUCUGUGGAGAUACUCCACCGUUGAACGAAUCUCAGAAACAUCCCGUUUCCCUCC